This is a messenger RNA of Hippopotamus amphibius kiboko, 948 nucleotides long. RefSeq names its product mitochondrial ribosomal protein L36 (gene MRPL36). Gene Ontology annotation, molecular function: structural constituent of ribosome. The transcript is spliced from 2 exons. Gene Ontology annotation, cellular component: ribosome; mitochondrial large ribosomal subunit. The record is from RefSeq and is a predicted model, not a curated record. NCBI's taxonomy places the organism in Eukaryota, Metazoa, Chordata, Mammalia, Artiodactyla, Hippopotamidae. The coding region runs from base 270 to 524 and encodes 84 amino acids. Gene Ontology annotation, biological process: translation; ribosome biogenesis.
GCUCCUGCCCGGGUGUGCGCUCCCCCCGACAGCGCCCCCCACACUGCAGACGUCCGGGGGCCGGCAAGGCGGGCGGACCGGGGACCGCGCAGGGGCGGGCAGCCCGCGGGGCAGCAGCCGGGCGCCGCGCGACCCCGCGUGACCCCGCCGCCAUCUUCCUUCCCGGCGCGCCCCGCGGUUGGGGGCGGGGCGCUGCCGAGGGCGCAGGCGCGGGCGCCGGGGCUGGAGCCGUGAGCUGCGGGCGGCCCGCGCGCUCUGUCCAGGUCCACAUGGCCGCCGCGCUGCUGAGAAGACUGGCCGCCGCCGCGGGCCCGCUGCUGCGGCUGCCCCAGCCCCCGGGCCCCGGCCCCGCGGUCGCCGCGCCCCUCCCCGCGCCCCGGGCCCUCGGCCUGCCGCCGGCGCUGGGCUUCAAGACCAAGGCCGUCCUCCGGAAGCGCUGCAAGGGCUGCUACCUGGUCAAGCGGCGCGGGCGCUGGUUCGUCUACUGCAGGACCGACCCCAGGCACAAGCAGAGGCAGAUGUAGCCCUCGGGCCGGGACCCGUGUGCACCGCGCGGCGGACCUUCGGGCCUCGUGGGCUCUGUGGCCUGCGUCUCUCCUCCUUGUGGCUCCGGAUCCCGCCAGGCCUGAGCCCCACCUGGGAACCCGUCCUUCACUCCUGCGCAAGCUUUGUUUGUGCUGGGUGAGGGGGGGGACAACACGACCUCAGGGGGAGGGGAAGCCGGCCCUGCCCCGCGACAGAGCCCAGGUUCUUUGGAAGGCCGCCCUGUGCCGUGGCCCGGGCCCUGUCUCUAAGUUCAGCCACACCGCUGCUUCCCCGUGGAUUCAGACUCGUGUUCUCAGCAUCCUGUCUCCAGGCUAGGCAGGGGAGGCCUCCGUGGCAGUCUUUAAGUCAAGGGAAAUGUAACUCGUUCAUGUGUCCAUAAACGGAUUUUGGACCUUGAUUAAA